This is a messenger RNA of Penicillium coprophilum, 183 nucleotides long. RefSeq lists its product as uncharacterized. The record is from RefSeq and is a predicted model, not a curated record. Bases 1 to 183 code for a protein of 60 amino acids. Lineage: Eukaryota; Fungi; Ascomycota; Eurotiomycetes; Eurotiales; Aspergillaceae. The transcript has 2 exons.
AUGAUCGGCGGUUUGGUGGAUUUGAAGGACAUCGUUUCAUGCGAUGAUGGCAUGCUAGGAACUCUCUGGAAUUCUUCAUGUUAUGUUCCUUGUCUGCUUAAAGUUCCUUUGGCAGAGUCCGUCGAGAAAGCCAGGGGCUUCAUCGGAUCUGCAAAUCCCCUGGUCAAUGCGCUUGUUUAUUGA